AUGAACCCAAGCCGAACUCUCCUCAAUCGAUCUGACAUCCUAACAAAUGGCUCAUUUGUUAUUCUCGGGGGUGGGCUUGCUGGAUUGACCUCUGCUUAUUACCUGUCCAAGGGCCUUCCAGCUGGCUCUCAAGCCAAAAUUACCUUGCUUGAGCGUUCCGAUCGUUUUGGUGGUUGGGUUCACAGUCCUAAUGUUGGACGUGAUGAACGGUGUGUGUUUGAGGGUGGUCCAAGGAGUGUUCGCCCGAAAGGCUUGAGUGGCUUGAUGACCCUUGAUCUGGUUAAAGACUUGGGCUUGCUUGAUGCGUUGAUUUCUAUACCGACAACACAUCCAUCAGCGAAAAAUCGUUAUAUCUAUACUCCACAUGGACUUCAGAAGUUACCAUCCUCGAUCGCUAGCCUGAUUUCAUCGAUAUUUCGAUCGCCCAUCUCAGCCUUACCAGCUGCGGUUUUCAAGGAUCUCACUUCAGGUCCUGGGUCUGGUACACUCGAGGAUGAAAGCGUGAAGAGCUUCAUCACCCGUCGCUUUGGGCCUAGAAUCGGAGACGAGCUCAUCAGUGGAAUGGUUCACGGAAUUUAUGCCUCUGAUUAUGGUACACUCAGUGCACGCAGUAGUGUCUUUGGUCCUCUGUGGGAACUUGAGCGGCGGCACGGGAGUGUGAUAAAAGGUUUGCUGGCAAAGAAGGCACCAUCUGACGCGGUGGUCGCAAAUGAAGAACUUAUCAGCCGACUCAGCAGCUCUUUACCUCCAGAGGUCAGGACCGCUAGUGUCUGGGGACUCAAGAACGGACUCGAGACACUCACAAAGAAAAUGACAGAGUGGCUAAUCGGUCGACCUAACGUUGAAUUGCGGAAGGAUGAGCCAAUGUGCUUACCAUGUGUGCGUCGUUCGAAAUCCCAGAUCACCACACCCGCGCACCAACACACAGCGGACUUCGUCAUAUCUGCAAUACCGCCCCGCGCACUCCAUGAUAGUCUUCAUCAUGAUUUCAAGAACCAAAUCGCUAGUCUAGGCCACAACCCUGCCGUCACAGUUGCAGUCGUCAAUGUUGCUUACCGAUCUAAGCGAAGGAUAAUUCCAGUCCCACCAGCGUUUGGCUACCUCAUACCCGCUAGCAUUGGGCCAGAUAUCAAUCCGCAUCGAGUUCUGGGAGUCGUGUUUGAUAGUGAUAUGAUGCCAGGUGUCGAAAGCACGACAUCAAGAGGCCACACGGAAGACUUGACAAAACUGACAGUUAUGCUCGGUGGGCAUUUUUACAGCGACCUUCCGAUACCCUCUUUGGACGUUUUGAAACAUCAAGCACUAGAAGCGCUUGAACAGCAGCUGGAGAUCAACGAGAAACCAUUAUACAUUAAUGCAACCCUUCAAAGAGAUUGUAUUCCACAGUAUCUUGUUGGCCAUCACCGUCGAAUGAGUGGUCUACACCAUGCUCUGCAAGGCCGAGGUUUAGCUCUGGUCGGGUCUGGAUACGGCGGCGUGGGGGUAAAUGAUGUCGUAAAGGGCUGCAGAGAAACAGUCGAAUUGAUUUUGAAAGCUGGGAGUGCUACAGGAUUAGAAUCUUUCAAUUGACUGCUCUCUAUGGCUUAGUUCAUCAGUUCUUCAAAUGUCUUUCUACACUUUCUGUCUAGGCGCUCUUAAUCUGGUCCGAAUUUGUUAGCCAAAUAAUCACAAUUGUCACACCU
Messenger RNA from Melampsora larici-populina 98AG31, 1682 nucleotides. RefSeq lists its product as uncharacterized. Gene Ontology annotation, molecular function: protoporphyrinogen oxidase activity, oxygen as acceptor. NCBI's taxonomy places the organism in Eukaryota, Fungi, Basidiomycota, Pucciniomycetes, Pucciniales, Melampsoraceae. The transcript is spliced from 4 exons. The record is from RefSeq and is a predicted model, not a curated record. Gene Ontology annotation, cellular component: mitochondrial inner membrane. The coding region runs from base 1 to 1569 and encodes 522 amino acids. Gene Ontology annotation, biological process: heme biosynthetic process.